Messenger RNA from Wasmannia auropunctata (little fire ant), 1551 nucleotides. Its product is annotated as coiled-coil domain-containing protein 6. The record is from RefSeq and is a predicted model, not a curated record. NCBI's taxonomy places the organism in Eukaryota, Metazoa, Arthropoda, Insecta, Hymenoptera, Formicidae. Bases 1 to 1323 code for a protein of 440 amino acids. The transcript is spliced from 6 exons.
AUGGCCGAUCGCGAUAGCGCGUCCGAGAGCGACUCCAGCUCGAUCGACGGCGGGCCGAUCAUGAUGCCGCCGUCGCCGGUCACGCGCGAGCAGCUGCAGAAGCGCAUCGACUCCCUGCAGCAGCACAACCGCGUGCUCAAGGUCGAGCUCGAGACGUACAAGCUGCGGGUGAAGGCGCUGCAGGAGGAGAACCGCGGCCUGCGCCAGGCGUCUGUCAUCAUACAAGCGAAGGCCGAGCAGGAGGAGGAAUUCAUAAGCAACACCCUGCUGAAGAAGAUCCAGGCCCUGAAGAAGGAGAAGGAGACCCUGGCGCACCACUACGAGCAGGAGGAGGAGUGCCUCACCAACGACCUGUCGCGGAAGCUGAACCAGCUGCGGCAGGAGAAGUGCAAGCUCGAGCAGACGCUGGAGCAGGAGCAGGAGUGCCUGGUGAACAAGCUGAUGCGGAAGAUCGAGAAGCUGGAGGCGGAGACGCUGGCCAAGCAGAGCAACCUGGAGCAGCUGCGGCGCGAGAAGGUCGAGCUGGAGAACACCCUGGAGCAGGAGCAGGAGGCGCUGGUGAACAAGCUGUGGAAGCGAAUGGACAAGCUCGAGGCCGAGAAGAGGAUGCUGCAGAUCAAGCUGGACCAGCCCGUCUCGGACCCCACCUCGCCCAGGGAGAUCAACAACGGCGACACCGCCACCAAUCUGAGCACGCACAUUCAGACGCUGCGAAGCGAGGUCGCCCGACUGAAGCACACCUUGCUGAUCUCGCAGCAGGAACAUACGGAAAAGAUGAAGCGGUACGUUAACGAAGAGAAGCAGAUACGCGAGGAGAAUCUGAGACUGCAGAGGAAGCUGCAGCUGGAGGUGGAGCGUCGCGAGGCCUUGUGCAGACACCUCUCCGAGUCUGAGUCCAGACAUGAUUUUCGCAGCUUGGAGAUGGAGGAGGAACGGCACUACAACGAAAUCGUCAUGUCAGGGGGGAACAUAAGGACCCGCACGGUGUCCAGUCCUGUGCCCUACAAUCCUUCGCCUAGUUCCUCGAGGCCACUAAGUCCCGGUGUUAACGUGCUAGGUUCCACGUCCAGAGAGGGCUUCAGCGCAAACCGGUGCUACGCCUGCGGCCAGCCGACUCCCCCUCCGUACGCGAGCUCGUCGCCUCCCUCAGGGGGACACAUCGUGGCACCAUCCAGCAGACGCACCUCGGAUCGUUUCGUCAAGCCGGCGAUCCCGCCCACCAUCGUGAGCCCCGGCGGACCGCCGGCCAUCGUCCCGAAUCCCACGGCGAACCCCGUCGCCGCGCCCCAUCCGGGAUCACCGAUGGACAUCGCGAAAACAUAAGUCGCCAAGUCGCGGAGAGGGCUCUCUCCCGCAGAAAAAAAAACCCCUUUUACAUAUAGUCGUGCGCAAGGUACUUCUCUAAACGGUGCGUUUCCAGCUAAGAGAUACGCGAGGAAGUCGACCCGCGCUUCGGUCUUGAGACACCGCCGUCGGCGCUUUUUCUUCUCGGAUGUUUCCGUUUGUUAACUGCUACUUCAGCUCUAAUGUGUAACACACGGGCUACGGCUA